AGUCAAGUCAUGCCAAGUGAGCCACUUUUUGUGCUCUUUCCAUUUCAUUUUCAACUUCAAAUGGCCCUCAGCCUUCAAUCUCAACUAUUCAAACUUCAAAGUUUCAAACAGUGAUGGACCGGACGGCUCUUCGGGUUCACCGGUCGGAUUCUAUUGAAGUGGAAGGAAAAGGGACUGGAUUCGAGACUUAGAGGCGGAGACUUCUACUCCUGUUUCUUUUGUGGGUUUCCAAAAACAAAAUUGCCUUGUAAAUGGGGGGAAAGAAAACAUAUGGAUUAUCUCCAUAUUUAGAAGAAAUUUACACGAUCUUUCAGGUUUUUGACUGUUGCCAUGGCUCAAAAGUCCACCCCCCAUAUAAAAUCAUGGGUCAUGGGCCAUCAUGACCAUGAAACAUGAUGGUGAUGAUGAUGGGUUUUAGUAAUAGCAGUAGCAGUAGUGGUUGAUUCAUGAGCACCAACCCCAAUCAUUCAAAAAACAAACAAAAACUCACAGUCUGCUGUUUUCUCAUUCUUGGUCACCCCCCAUUUCUCUCUCUCUUGAAAUUUGAAAACCCAAUAAUAUAAAAGACCUCCCUUUCUGUCUGUGUGUUGAUUUAAGCAGCAGGGAGCUGAGCAGUUUGCCUCAUUUGGGUCCUCUCUCUACUCUGCAAGCUCCCCCUGGUUACCCCAUUUUGGAAAACUCUCCAAUCGCAGGUGGGUUUUACAUAGUGUUGGGUACUCACCAGUAAUCUUCAUUCUCAGCCUCUCUCUCUCUCUCUCCAUUGGUCGGGUUUCUCCUUUUGGAUGUUUUCCCAGAUCUAAUCCUAUCUGCUCCAGCAAGGGCUUUGAGCAAGUUGGAGACUUUUUACACAAGGUCAGAAGGUUACUGUUAUUUGCUUUAUCAUUUGUUAAUUCAUUUAUUCAUGCUUGUUACAGUAGAUUCACACAAGGGAAUGGAUAUGGGGGGUUUAGGUUUCAUUGCUUUUUCUUAUUCAGUCUAUAUGUGCAGUUCUACUGUGGGCUCUGAUGAUUUGGUUUAGAUUCUAGGAGAUGCAUAUCAACCGGAUAAACCCUAGGGUUGAGGGCUUCUCGGGGUGGGUGUUCCAAUUAAGUUUCUUCUUGUUAUACCUGGUUAUGGUUGAAAAAAACAGAAUCCCUUGUAGUUUCUUUUCAAAGAGGUACAACAAAUUGUUGAGAGAUAUUUUGUUAAGUAUUCAAGUGGCGUUUCUUUAGCUUUUCACAAUAUGGGAAACAGUACUUCUCGAGUGGUUGGGUGCUUUGUACCAGUGGGAAACAGCAAAGAAGGGGUUGAUUUAGAUUUCUUAGAGCCUUUGGAUGAAGGAUUAGGCCAUUCAUUCUGUUAUGUUAGGCCUGUUAGUGAGUCCUCUGCAAUAACUCCUUCUAAUUCAGAGAGGUUCACUUUGGAUUCGAGUACCUUUGAUUCCGAUACCCGUUCUUGUUCUUUUCGACAAGAGAUUGUCGAAGAUCCAAAUUUGCAAAAACCCAGUAAGAAUUUUCCUGAAACCACCUUCAAAACCAUAUCUGGGGCCUCUGUGAGUGCCAAUUCCUCAACGGCGAGGACUGUUACAUCUUAUGACCACCAUUGCACAUUGUUUGCUAGUGACCCACAUGAUCGAGCUGCAUCAUUUGAGGGCACUGCCUCAUUUAGCGCACUCCCUCUACAACCAGUGCCUCGAGGAUCAGCCCAACAUUCUGGCUCAGUCUCGGGUUCCUUAAAUGGCUUCUUGUCUGGCCCUUUAGAGAGAGGUUUGGGCUCUGGACCACUAGACAGAGGAAGUGGGUUUAUGUCUGGGCCUCUUGAGAAAGGAAUGUUCAUGUCUGGUCCUUUAGAAAACACUGAUAAAACCAACUUCUCAGCACCUCUCUCGUAUGAUCGAAGAAGGGCUAUUUUAGGUCGUCUAGUGAGAAGUGUGAGCAAACCCAUGAAAACCGCUCUCUAUCGAACUCUUUCGAGACCUAGGUCAGGUUGGAUGCAUCGGUUGCUUUGGGACCCUGUCACCCAAUUUAUAUGGAACGCUAAGGAAGGAAAAUAUCGACCUGAAGAACCAGUUGGGUCUUCAGAAGGUGAACAUGGUAGCAGCCGAAACCUUCAGUGGGCUCAUGGGAAGGCAGGUGAGGAUAGGGUUCAUGUUGUGCUCUCUGAGGAGCAUGGUUGGUUGUUCGUUGGCAUCUAUGAUGGUUUUAAUGGGCCUGACGCUCCUGAUUUUCUCAUGAGUCAUCUUUAUAAGGCCAUUGAUAAAGAAUUAGAGGGCGUGCUCUGGGAUUAUGAUGAUAAUCCCUGUAGAAACCCACCAGAAUCUGGAGAGGUUGCAAGUGCCUGUCAAGAUGUCGGGGUAUUUUCAAAUUGCGAGAAAGAGAACGAACCUAGUUCCUUGCCAUUUGAAAUGGAAGAAUGUCAAGGUCAAGAAGAAAUCCAUUGUGUUUCUUUAGAACCUGCCAUGGAUCAAAGCGAAGAGUUGCCAAGGGUAGUAAAGGACUCAUCCAAUGAAAUGGCAGGAGUUCUGCUUGAUGGUGCUGAUGAAAUGGGAAAAUUGGCAAACUCAGAUGGAAACUCUGUGGAGGAUAUGCAGAAACCACAGGAAGUUGAAAUUGUGGAGGUCAGGGAAGAUGAAAGCACCAGCAUAAAGCAGUUUUCAGAACAAGUUCCCUCAACAAAGAUGUUAGGUCAUGGCCGUAAAAGCAAACGCCUUUAUGAGUUGCUAAGGGAGGAGGACUUGCGAGAAUCUAUUGGAGACUUGCAUGCUAGAGAAAACUUACCUACAGCACAGGCUCCAUUAACCAGCGAUGCUGAAGCUCUCAAGUGUCCACAUGGGGAUUUAAGAGAAGGGGGAGGAGCACUUGGGGUACAAGAAUCAGAUCAAGACAAUAUCAGGGUUACUUUAUCAGUGGUGGGUGACAGACAGAAGUCAGUUAUUGGAUCAAAACUGACGAGAUUGUAUAGGAAACAGAAAGAAAUGCGUAAAAAGCUGUUUCGUUGGAGUUAUGAUUGGGAUAGGGAACAAAUCCAAGUUACCAAAAAACCAGCUGAACCAUUGGCCAUACCAAGUAGGCGUUGUAAAGCUGGUGAGGUUGACCAUGAAGCAGUUUUGAGAGCCUUGGCUAGGGCACUGGAAAUAACAGAAGAAGCAUACAUGGAAAUGGUAGAGAACGUACUUGAUGUGAACCCUGAGCUUGUACUAAUGGGUUCCUGUGUGUUAGUAAUGUUAAUGAAGGACCAAGAUGUUUAUGUCAUGAAUCUUGGGGAUAGUCGAGCUGUUUUGUCACAAGAGAGGCUUAAUGACCGACAUGUAGAGGAUCCGAGACAUAAAGCUCGGUCUAGAGAUGCUCUUGUCCGAGUGGAAUUGGACAGGAUUUCUGAGGAGUCCCCUAUGCAUAGUGAGAUCAGUCAUGUGAGCAGGACCAACAAAAACAGGGAUAUCAAUAUCUGCAGAUUGAAAAUGAGAGCAUUUCAGCUGUCCAUCGACCACAGCACAAGUGUUGAGGAGGAAGUGUUAAGGGUAAAAGAGGAGCAUCCUGAUGACAACCGGGCUAUCUUAAAUAAUAGAGUGAAAGGACAGUUAAAAGUUACUCGAGCAUUUGGUGCAGGAUAUCUAAAGAAGCCUAAAUUGAAUGAUGCUUUGAUGGAAAGGUUUCGAAUCGAUUAUAUUGGGAUCGCUCCAUAUCUCAGUUGCAUUCCCCAUGUUUGUCACCAUCGCCUCUGUUCUAAUGAUCGCUUUCUGGUCCUCUCUUCCGAUGGGCUUUAUGAGUACUUCAGCAAUGAAGAGGUUGUAUCCCAUGUUGAGUGGUUCAUAGAGACUGUCCCUGAUGGAGACCCUGCCCAAUACCUCAUUUCAGAGCUUCUCUUUCGUGCUGCAAAGAAAAAUGGAAUGGAUUUUCAUGAGCUGCUGGAUAUUCCUCAUGGUGAUCGCCGCAAAUAUCAUGACGAUGUUUCUGUCAUGGUGGUAUCCCUUGAAGGAAGGAUUUGGAGAUCUUCAGGUUGAUUCAUUAUACAAGACAAGUUUUCUUUUUCAUUCCUGAGCCUGUCUGUAGUUUUCCAAUUUUCCAAUGAUUUUCAUCGUUCUCUUGUUUGAGAGCUGUUGGGUCCAGCGAUUCCAGAAGACCUUUUUAAAGAAGAGAAAGGGGGGAAAGAAAAAAAGAAAAGAGAGAAAAGAAAAAAAAAACAUUUGCUCAUAGUUAUUGUUGCUCUCCCAUAUAGUCAAUUUUGUUGUGCAUUGGUUCUA
Amborella trichopoda is the source of this 4219-nucleotide messenger RNA. The record is from RefSeq and is a predicted model, not a curated record. Lineage: Eukaryota; Viridiplantae; Streptophyta; Magnoliopsida; Amborellales; Amborellaceae.